Molecule: messenger RNA, 2021 nt
Organism: Clarias gariepinus (North African catfish)
Lineage: Eukaryota; Metazoa; Chordata; Actinopteri; Siluriformes; Clariidae
Gene: ap5m1
Product: adaptor related protein complex 5 subunit mu 1
Exons: 8
Coding region: 196-1677 (493 amino acids)
Biological process (GO): endosomal transport
Cellular component (GO): lysosome; AP-type membrane coat adaptor complex; cytosol
Source: RefSeq, a predicted model, not a curated record
AAACCAGAGUGAAGAUGUCAGCGCGUGAUGUUUUUGUUGUCCAGCUUGCACAUUUAACAUUCCGACUUUAAAAGAGAGACAUUUACUAGAACAAAUGAGUAAACUGACUGUCAGGUUUAAUGCAUAGUUAGCUGUAAUGCUAAGUCGGCUAGCUUUGGAAUCUUCACUUCAUGCCAGAAAAGGAGCCGAGGCUCGAUGAGUAUCCGAGCGCUAUGGGUGGUCACCCAUGAAAAGGGUGAAGCUGUGAAAGUGCAGUUUUCCAGGCGGUACCCCUCAGUGGAGUUUCGUGCUAAAAUCUUUUCCGGAGCUCACUAUGUGUCAGUUCCUGAAGACUGUGAUAUUUCCCAGCCCCUACUGACUGAACUGGGCCUGGCAGACCCUGACAAGGCCUAUGUGGCUGCAAGGGAUGACUGUUCACGGCAGCAGCGAUCUCCUGCACUGGAGCUUCGUGUUGGUAGCUCAGAUGCGAAAACCCUAUGGCCAGUCCUAACCAUCGUUCAGGGUGGACUAAUCCUUGCCUGUCUCCCGCUGAUUGAAGUCCCACCUGAUCCUCGACCUCCUCUUCCCAGCCUGGCUUCCGUCUCUCAAGGCAUAGCACUGUUAUCUAGCCUACAGGGCUUUCUUUGUGGCACAGCGGGUAAACCACCAGAGCCAGAUGUGCUUUCCUCUCGCUUGGCAACCCUUCCUUCAGUUCUGAUGCGCGUUUGUCCUUUAGGGACCCUUCUGGACACUCUUCCUCAGUCUGGGGCUCUGCCUGCAGCUGUGGCUCCUGGCCCUGGGGGUGCUCAGAAACAGCCCGCAUGGAAAACAGGGAUGCAUCGAGGAAGAGCAGUGGUAAGCGUUGCCCUUACAGAGAUGGUUAGGUCUAUGCAAUAUGGAAACCAGAACAAACAGGAUCUGUGGGAUGUGCAUGGGACAGUAACAUGUAAAUGUGAAGUUGAAGGUGUUCUGCCCAAUGUCACAGUUACCCUGACACUGCCACCCAAUGGCUCACCUCUGCAGGAUAUCCUAGUGCAUCCCUGUGUGACGUCGCUAGAUUCCAGCAUUCUUACAGCUACUAGCGUGGAGGAGAACGACGGCACUGCCUUUUCAGGGCCAUACAAAUUUCCUUUCUCUCCACCUUUGGAGCCUUUCCGCCUCUGUAGUUAUACCUCCCAGGUACCUGUGCCACCUAUUCUUGGUUCCUAUCAUCUCAAGUCAGACGACAACCAACUCAAGCUGCAUGUCGUCCUUAAACUCCACGAGAGUGUCAGAAAUGGAUUUGAAUACUGUGAAGCACAUCUGCCAUUUUUCAACAGAAACCUAAUGAGCAAUGUGGAUAUAAAAGUCACCUCAGGACAGUUAGACGUUUCCAAAGAGAAGAAUCUGCUCAUUUGGUUUCUUGGUCAGAAAUUUCCAAGGUCACGAGAGGUAACUCUGGAAGGUACAAUUAAUUUCUCAGGGCAUCCUCCUGGACCAUCAGACCCGAUGUGUACAGAUCUUACUGCGUAUAUUAAACUUCACUUCCGAGUACCUGAUUUGACUUUAUCUGGAUGCUGCGUGGACCAGCACUCCGUACAAGUGUAUUCCUCAACAAAGCCACGUAUUAUCACAACACGAGAACUGGUGUCCUCUGAAUACUACAUCUGGAACUCUACUGGAGACGCUCCUGUGUCUGCUGGACCUGUGAUGCUGUAGCAAAAAUAAUUACCUACAAUACAGAGACCUAAAUAGCUGAUAAAACAUCAUGUGUGAUUUUUCAUUUUUUAGCUUUUAACCCAUAGGACAAAUGAGUGACUUUGUUAGGUUAGCAAAUAAACAGUGAAUAAACUGUUUAAACUACUUUUGAUAUGAAAUUAAUGUUUAAGAGAUGUGCAGUUAGUUAAAUUGACAUACCAACCCUCUGUAUUUGACACAUUGGGGACUUUUUGUGUUUAAAUAUUAAGUUCAUUUGUAAUUAUUUUUACAGAGUAACAUACCUGCAACGAAUAAAAAUUAUACGAAGCCACUGACUGAAGUAAAAUACAACCCUUUUACACAGA